Messenger RNA from Cajanus cajan (pigeon pea), 2465 nucleotides. RefSeq names its product putative serine/threonine-protein kinase At1g54610. Gene Ontology annotation, cellular component: nucleus; cyclin-dependent protein kinase holoenzyme complex. Lineage: Eukaryota; Viridiplantae; Streptophyta; Magnoliopsida; Fabales; Fabaceae. Gene Ontology annotation, molecular function: RNA polymerase II CTD heptapeptide repeat kinase activity; ATP binding. Gene Ontology annotation, biological process: protein phosphorylation; positive regulation of transcription elongation by RNA polymerase II. The record is from RefSeq and is a predicted model, not a curated record.
ACCACUAUAGCAUAGGUAUGAGAGAGAGAAGUUGAAAAAAAAGGGAGAUCCGCCCUCACCUUUUUUUCUCUCUCUAUAACAUUCUUUUCUUUUCACUGAUCCUUGAAUCUGGUAAGACUCGACUUCAACUAUAACUGUUUCAACUUUGAUCUUCCUCCAAAUCACAGAAGUACUAAAAGGAGAGAAAAAAAAAAUAAUAAAGUCCCGCCUUAAAAAAGGAAAAAAACAGUGGUCUUAUUUUCUUUGACUGCACCACAAAUUGUGGGGUGUCUCCAAAUCAUUGUUUUCUCACUUUUGUCUGCCAAAGUUGGGGUCUUUAGAAUUAGCGUUUGCACAGUCCAGCCUUUGGAGAUUUAUGAUUAGGGUUUUGGAGGGGUGAGUGGUUGUGGGGGAAAAUGUGGUUGGUGCAAGUGGGGGAGUAAAUGAGAAAUUUUGAGAGAUGGGGUGUGUGUUUGGGAGAGAGUCUUCAGGGGAGGAAGUUAGGGAGGCAAAAUCAGAGGUGGGUAGAGGAGAGGUUGUUGUUGAGAAUGAGAACAUUGAGAAGAAGGAGAAGAGGACAAGGGCAAGGGGGGAGAGGAGGCGAUCCUCGAAGCCGAAUCCGAGGUUGAGCAAUCCUCCUAACCAUGUUCAUGGUGAGCAGGUAGCAGCAGGGUGGCCCUCUUGGCUCUCCAAGGUUGCUGGUGAAGCUAUCAAUGGAUUGACCCCUAGGAGGGCUGACACUUUUGAGAAGCUUGAUAAGAUUGGGCAAGGUACAUACAGCAAUGUUUACAAAGCUAGGGAUACUCUGACGGGGAAAAUCGUUGCUCUAAAGAAGGUUCGUUUUGACAAUUUAGAGCCAGAGAGCGUGAAGUUCAUGGCCAGAGAAAUUUUGAUUCUGCGUCGCCUGGAUCACCCCAAUGUUGUCAAACUGGAAGGCUUAGUGACUUCUAGAAUGUCGUGCAGUUUAUAUCUUGUAUUUGAGUACAUGGUGCAUGAUCUGGCUGGACUUGCCACAAACCCGACAAUUAAGUUCACAGAGCCUCAGGUAAAAUGUUACAUGCAUCAGCUAUUUUCUGGACUGGAACAUUGUCACAAUCGUCAUGUGCUGCAUCGUGAUAUAAAGGGGUCAAAUCUACUUAUUGAUAAUGAUGGAAUUCUUAAAAUUGCUGAUUUUGGAUUAGCUUCCUUCUUUGAUCCUAAUCACAAACACCCUAUGACCAGUAGAGUGGUUACAUUAUGGUAUCGACCUCCAGAACUUCUUCUUGGGGCCACUGAAUAUAGUGUGGGAGUGGACCUUUGGAGUGCUGGCUGCAUUCUUGCAGAGUUAUUGGCUGGAAAGCCAAUCAUGCCUGGUCGAACAGAGGUGGAGCAGCUACACAAGAUAUUUAAGCUUUGUGGCUCUCCUUCUGACGAAUAUUGGAAAAAGUCAAAGUUGCCACAUGCUACCAUUUUUAAGCCACAACAGUCAUACAGGCGAUGCAUUGCAGAGACAUUUCAAGAUUUUCCUCCAUCUUCCCUGCCACUCAUUGAGACCCUUCUUGCAAUUGAUCCUGAUGAACGUUUGACUGCCACUGCUGCAUUGCAUAGUGAAUUCUUUACAACAAAACCAUAUGCAUGUGAGCCCUCUAGCCUUCCAAAAUAUCCUCCCAGCAAGGAGAUGGAUGCAAAGCUACGGGAUGAAGAAGCUAGAAGAUUGAGAGCAGCUGGUAAAGCUAAUGCUACCGGUGUCAAGAAAUCGCGUCCACGCGAGCGAGUUGGGAGGGGCAUUCCAGUUCCAGAGGCCAAUGCUGAGCUGCAAGCAAAUAUUGAUAGACGUCGGCUGAUCACACAUGCAAAUGCUAAGAGCAAGAGUGAGAAGUUUCCUCCUCCCCACCAAGAUGGAGCUCUAGGCUAUCCUUUGGGUUCUUCACAUCACAUGGAUCCAGUUUUUGAUCCUCCUGAUGUUCCAUUUAGUUCCACAAACUUCUCACAGCCUAAAGCAAAUUUCCAAACCUGGUCUGGCCCAUUGGUAGAUCCUGCUGCGGUGAGUGCGCCAAGGAGAAAGAAGAAACCUGGCAAGUGAUGGACAUAUACAAUCAAAGGAGGACUCACAGAUAAGAAUGCAUCUAGAGUCAAAGAAAUAUUCUUGUAGUAUAACACCAAUCAUUUUUUAGGAGUAUUCAUGAUGAAGCUGCAAAUGUUGCUGAGUUGAUAUCUGCCCUCUAAUUGCUAAAGCCAUUGGCAUUGGAGGUAAACCAAAUUGUAUUUUCCUCCUCUCAUUUCCUUAGUAAUGAUCAGAGGUUUAUUCUCUAUGUUGUAUAUCUUAAUUUUUUCUUCUUGAACUUAAAAGUUUAAAUAGGUUAGAUGAACAUCUAAUAAAUAGGUUUUGGGAACAGUGUUGGUGAUUUAUCUUUCUCCCUAUUUUACCCCAGUUUAAUCUAUAAUGUUCAGAAGCCUGUGAACUGUGCAGUACUUAUACACAGCUUGCGAGUUUUGGUUUCUUCAUA